UUGUCAAACUUGAUGAGCGAGGAUAGAGAUACUCUGCUCGCUCAUCCUCCAGAUGAGGAACGAUGCCAGGCUGCCCCUCGCACUGCAUUUCGCUCCAACCGACGACGAAAAAUUCGUCGUGGCUGGGUCGCUUGUCUCGUCAUGACUGGGUUCUUGAUGUUCUUAGUCAUGAUGCUUGCUGCAUCUUUUACCGCACGAAUUUACCUUGCCACUGCGAGUGAGAAUAUGAGCCCAGAAUGUAAACUGCCGCUGGACUCUGGUUUCGGCGAUCAACCGGUUCCACUGUGGGGAUGGACUAGCAAAGAAGGUCGGUGUGUGCAGUUCACGUACCAAGGUCAAGGUGGUAAUGCCAAUCGCUUUCCGGAUGAAAAAAGUUGUGAACAGAAAUGCCCUCCUCGAGUGCUUGUUUGA
Messenger RNA from Echinostoma caproni, 411 nucleotides. NCBI's taxonomy places the organism in Eukaryota, Metazoa, Platyhelminthes, Trematoda, Plagiorchiida, Echinostomatidae. The record is from the annotation of a GenBank genome assembly.